GUUACAUAUUACAAUGAUAGCAGCGAAUUUACUUAGAAAGAAACCUAUGUGUAUACGUAAACAAUUAGAAAAAUGUUCUUCGAAAUUUUCAAAAUAGCAUUACUUUUAGAUAUUUUGGUGGUAAAAGCCAUUAAUUAUUAUUAUACAGCUGCAGUCUUCGAAUAUCAUACGGAGAAUUAUGAGAAAGAUCCCAUUUUAGUAACUGCCUUCAAGAAUUUGCGCGUUUACCGAAAGGUCACCGUAUUAGCGGCUCUAAAUGAAGCGGAUAUAAUAGUCUUUCCUGAGUACGGUUUAUAUCCUUUCGUCUCGAGAGAAAAAUUUAAAAUCGUAGCCCAAGACAUUCCCGAUCCGAAAUACGUCCAUUGGAACCCUUGUGUUAAUUCAUUAAAUUAUCAGAAUAUCUCCAUUGCCAAAGAACUCAGUUGUAUGGCAAGACAAUCAAACAUAUACUUGGUGGCUAAUAUAAUAUCUGUAGUAAGUUGCAAAUCCGAGAGCCAUUGUCCUUCUGAUAAUAUUUUUUUGUAUAAUACUAAUGUGGUUUUUGAUCGCAGAGGUUACUUAGUUGCACGUUACCGUAAAUUCCACGUAUACAAAGAAACCGGCAUCGAUAAGCCUCGAAAAUCAGAAUUUGUAAUUUUCAAAACGGAUUUUGGCACAUUCGGAACGUUUAUCUGUUAUGAUCUGAAUUGGAUUCAAGCUGUUGAACUGUUACAAAAAUUUAAAAUAGAUACUAUAGUUUAUACUGCUUGGUGGGGAGGAGAACUUCCAUCUCUUAUUUCUAUCCAGAGAUACUUUUCUUGGGCCGCACAUUUUAAUGUCAAUAUGUUAGCUUCUAACAAGAACAUUCCCUCUACUGGAACGACUGGAAGUGGAAUAUUUAGAGGCGCAUCUAGUGAUUCAUAUAUUUAUAACCCGAAUGGAAAAAAUAGGCUAAUUUUGGCUAAGGUUGCUCGACGGGGAACGAAAAUCCCCGUAAACGAUACUUUCAAGAUUUUUGAAUUUGGAAAUAAUCAUUCUGGCAACAAUCUCUCAUCGGGUAUUUGUUCCAUCAAAAUUCUAGGUCCUCCUAAAAACGAAUUUGAUUAUCGCUGUAAUGAAGAAGAUCUCUCCGAUUACACUUUAAUGAAAUUACAUAAAAUAAUCGGAAGCAUUACAGCUUGUAACAAUGGUUUAUGCUGUAAACUUACAUACAAAAUAACGAAUUUUCAUAGAGAAGAAUAUUAUUUAGCUGUCCGAAAUGAUACUUUUAAAUUAGAAGGCACACCCGUUUGUGUAGAGACGUGUAUGAUGGUAAGGUGUGAUUCUUAUGGAGGAAAAAGGUGUUCUGUUUUUCCUACUGCAGCUAAGACAGUAUUCGAAGAAGUAAGCAUAAAAGCGAAUUUUUCAACUGUAUACAUCUACCCUAAUAUUUUGACUUCGGGUGUUCAGCUAAUGAAUUUAUCCCAAUGGCACUUCAAUGAUAAUAGUAUUUUGUUGAAAAAUACAACGGAUAAACCUCUUUUAACAGUAUCUCUGUUUGGGAGAUGUUACAGUAGAGAUCUGCCUAAUCAAUAUAAUGUUCAUUUCAACAAAGCGACAUACAAAUAUAAAUAAACAUGCAGACUAUUAAAUACGCCUAGAAAAAUUUCUCAAUCAUUUAUCUCAAGUAGAAAAUGUUAUCAAAAAGAUUUAAUGUUGAAGUGAAAGUAAGAAAUAGUCUGCUUAUCCUAUUUUGUCAGGUGACUAAGAUAAGCAAGAUUUGUACUAAAUUAUUAUCC
Centruroides sculpturatus (bark scorpion) is the source of this 1757-nucleotide messenger RNA. RefSeq names its product biotinidase-like. Bases 73 to 1593 code for a protein of 506 amino acids. NCBI's taxonomy places the organism in Eukaryota, Metazoa, Arthropoda, Arachnida, Scorpiones, Buthidae. The record is from RefSeq and is a predicted model, not a curated record. The transcript has 2 exons.